Varanus komodoensis (Komodo dragon) is the source of this 4493-nucleotide messenger RNA. It is a transcript of the gene KCTD18, whose product is annotated as potassium channel tetramerization domain containing 18. The coding region runs from base 314 to 1729 and encodes 471 amino acids. Lineage: Eukaryota; Metazoa; Chordata; Lepidosauria; Squamata; Varanidae. The transcript is spliced from 8 exons. The record is from RefSeq and is a predicted model, not a curated record. Gene Ontology annotation, biological process: protein homooligomerization.
CAGAGGGGUGUCGCCGUCGCUUCCGGGUUUCCCCUCCCAGAGGAAGCCGCCGUUCGGCGCCGGUGGCUCCGCGUUCGUCACGCCUCUCCGCCGCCUUUUCCCGGUGGCCAAACGACGGCGCGGCGGCGGCGGAGUGGGGGGCUGGGGAGGAGGGAGCCGCUGGUUCAGGCCUUCUCUCUCCUUUCGUCCACGUUCCGGGUUGGGUGCUCUGCUCGGGCCCCUCAUCUGUUGCCAGGAGCGGAAAAUAAUAGGAAAUAAUGAGGAGGAGGUUUGAAAGUAGAAAAUCCAGUCGGCAUCAUUAGUUGCAACUAGAAUGGAGAACAGCAAAAGUGAAGAAGUGGUAGAUAUUAUUCACCUUAAUGUUGGAGGUUAUAUAUAUACUGCUAGGCGUGAAUCUUUAUGUCGUUAUAAGGAAUCAAUGCUAGCAUCUAUGUUCAGUGGACGGUUUCCUCUAAAAAUGGAUGACUCAGGAGCAUGCCUUAUUGAGCGAGAUGGCAGCCUUUUUAAAUACCUCUUAGAUUACCUUCAUGGAGAAGUUCGGCUUCCAGAAGACAAGCAGACACGACUUGCAUUGCAGGAAGAAGCAGAUUACUUUGGCAUUCCUUAUCCUUGCAGUCUUGCUGAUCAUUUGGCUAAUGAAAUGGAGACAUACUCCUCAAGAUUAAAUAUAGAACUUAAAAAGGUACUCACUGAUUUUUGUGACUCUUAUGGUUUAAUAUGUUCUAAGCCUACAGUUUGGGUCUUACACUAUCUCAACAGUUCGGGUGCAAGUUGUGAGAGUAGAAUAAUUGGUGUAUUUACCACAAAAGCAGAUGGUACAACUGCAGUUGAAAAGGAACUGGGAGGAAGAAUUCAUAGUAAAAAUAUAUACAAGAGUUCUCGAGGGAGCGAAUUCCAUAUUUUGAAGGAAAGAUCGGAGAAAGCCUGUUCACGUGUGCCUAACAACCGGCCUCUCCUGUAUAACUUUAUACCCAGAGAAGCUGGAAGCAAUGUCCAAUACAUCUGGAGUUAUUAUUCAGUCACCGAAUUGAAAAAGAUGUUGGAUGCCUUUGAGUCAUGGGAAGGGAGAGGUGUCAGUUACUGGCGAGUACCACAGGAACUAAUAGAAUGUUGGACUCUUGAAGAACAACCUUUGAAAGGAAAUGUGGAAAACAUGUCACCAGUUUGUAAAAGGCGUAUAAUAGACCUUUCCGAAGAGGAAGACAGUCAACUGACCAAUAGAACAAUUCGCAGACCAAUUCAGUUUUCUGGUCCCUCAACAAGUACCCGCAUCAAAGUGAAGAACUCUGCUUCAUUAAAAAUAGUAGGUCCUACGUCUUCACAUUCCCAGGUUAUGCUCAAGAGACCUUGCAGAGAAAGAUGUUUACCAUGCAAAGAAGUAUCAAAGAAAGUCUGUGGAAACUCCUCCUCAUUGCCUAAAAACUCUUCGGCAUCUGUUAGGGACACUGAAGAUGAAGUGGUCUGUCAAAGGACCCUGAAAGCCCCCUUGCCCAAGAAGCCUGUAACCAAUCGUGUAGUGAAGCUGAAGCGAAUGCCACUCUGUAAUGAAUUAUUGACACAACACUCUUCAUCAGCACUGAGCAAGGUGACUGAGCAGCAAGUUCCAUUGGUUGCAGUUGCUUCCACUUCUGCAUCUCCAAAGUUUAAUGAAGAGGACUUUGGGGUCCCCAUGAAAAGUAUAAAUGUUAAAAAUCAUUUACCAAAUAACCAGCUGGAGGAUGAAGUAUGAGGUUUAUAUGUGGACUGAGUUACUAUCUUUGAAAGGCAAAAUUUCUGAUCUUAAGUGAGAAAACAAAUGAAAGUGUCACACAGAUUACAUAGAAUUCGGAAAGCCAUUGACCUUUUUAAUAGGUCAAUUAAAGUAUGAACAGUAUACUUUUUCCAGUGUGCAGCACAAGGGGUACAUGGAAAUUUUUUAUUCUAUAAAUGGAUGUAGUCUGCAUUGGUCAUUUCUUACAUUAUCAAACGUGGGAUGGUAGCCAAUUUAAUAUAUAAUUUAUGCCAGACUCUAUGUACUCUGUGCUUUAAAAAGUCCAAUUAUUGUUCUUGAUAUACUUUUGUAUAAUUCUGGAAUUACUACUUUUUGUGUAACUUAUUCCUCAGCUACUUGUGGACAGUGGUGAAGGGCAAGAGAGGGCAUUGAAACCUUUUUCCACAGUGCUAGAAUUCUGACUGAGCAGUUCUCAGUAUCUGGUUUUCAACAGGAAUUACCCACAUAAUUUCAAGCAUAUCUUUGUGAAUGUUAGGGUUUACAAGCGGCUUUAAAAAGCUUAGAUUCUUGGAUUCUACAAGCAUUACCACAUUAUUUUGCUUUUCCAUUAUUUCCAUGCUUCCAUGAAAUCACAUGUGCAGCAGUGUAAAUAUAUGUCUGGGAUGAUAAAAUAGAAAGGACUUCAAUUUAGCCUGCAAUGAUAUUAUUCCAGUCACCAGGGGAAAAAAAGAUUUGACAACUUCUACAGGAACGUGGUUGAUUUCUUCAGUGCUUCUUACAGGUAGGACCCUUUCUGAUAACCAGCUGUGAAACAACCAUGACCUUUGUUGCAGUAAUGUCACUUAAUGCAUUUUCCUUGCCAUUUCUUAAUGGCCUUGUAAGCAGUUCUUUGUAUUCUUGAAGUUUCCAUUCCUUAGUCAUUGCUGCCAAUGAUCAGUCCAUGUCAGCUUUCAUUUUCUGCUCCAAAUCCCCUCAAUUUUGUGCUCAUCUUAAAAUGUGAUGAUUAGAAUGCCAGUGAUCCUUCCUAGUGUCAAAUGCAGCAAUAGCAUUAUUCAUGCUGCUGUUAAUGACAAUCUCUUUAAUUUCCCCCUUAAUAUAGUAUUUCAUACACAGUAAUUUAACAUUGUAGAUUGUAGCUUCAGUUUAGGCUAAUUUGACUUUUAAUCCUUAACCACGUUAAGCUUUCCCCAAGCUUUUGGUGUUCUUGGAGAUUCGAUGAGCUGCACUUUCCAAUAUAUUAGAUUGGUUUUUUGGAUAGGCUAUGGAAUAUGACUUGUAAUUUUCUUUAACCUCUCGCACUGACUGCACAGGUUGUCAUGAAACCAGUAUUUGGUAUUUCAGUAUGAUGUUUUUGCCUUUUGGAUAAAAGCCCCGAAGUGAAAUCAGUUUGUUGAAAAUGUGCUAGGAGACAGUCCCAGCACGUACACCAUCUGGAACUUGUGCACAUGUUCCAUUUGUCUCUGAGGAUUUGUCUUCUGUUUAAGUAAUUUGUGGCAGUUAUUGUAAAGCACUGGAUUAUCAGCAUAACUGUGGACUGGUGCCUUCACAGCAUCAGUUGUGAGGAGCACUUCAUAAUUUACAUAAUAGUACAUGUGUUGACAAUGAAUACUGGGAAGUGGUGCUCCACAAAACAUUUGAGUCAUUUUUUUUCUAAUUACAGUUAUUGUAAAGGAGCACUCCUGCACUUCUCAAUUCACCCAGAGGCAAGCCUUCACCCUCAGUGUUUGCAUGUAGAUUGUGAGGAGAUCUCUCUCUCUCUCUCUCUCCCUCUCUCUCUCCCUCUCUCUCCCUCUCCCUCUCUCUCUCUCUCUCUCUCACACACACACACACACACAUUUACUUUGCAGUUAAGAAUCUUCAGAGUUAUUUUCAGCCUAGAACUGCCUAAAACCAAAACUUUACCGUAUUGAAAGAAGAGCUUAACAAACUGACUAUCAAACGAUAGAAAAUUUUGACUUUGGAAGGAAAACAGAGCUGGAAUCAUGCAAAUUGAAGGAUAUGCCAGAGCGCCAGAACCACAAAUCAGGGCUAUGAAGGGCCUCCGCAGUAGAUCUUAAUUAUUGGGAGGCAGUUUUCCCAGAAAUUAUCAAGACCCCGGCUAUUGACUGCUUUGAACUAGACCAUAAACCAAUCAGUAUUAGUAUAGCUACUAUACAAUAUUAUAUGAAACAAUCAGUCCUUUGGCCACUAGAUUGUUCCUGUAGACAUUUCCAAACUGUCUUGAAAGGCAGACCCAGCUAGACUGGGUUAGAACAGUCCAGUCUGAAGGGAACCAAAACAUGUAUGACAGUGGCAAGGUCUCUGGCUUUACAUAACAAAUGUAGCUGCUGUAUCAGCCCAAGCUAAUAAAAGGCACCAUGGAGCACAACUGCAAGCUGAGAGUUCAGAAGCAAUGUUAGUUCAAACAGUACUCAAAAUUAUAAAUUUAGACCUUUUAUGAAAAAGUAGUUCCCAUCCAGAACAGGUGUUUCUGAACGAGCUCAUCUGAGUUUUCUCACAAUUGUCUCUCUCUCACCUUUGCUACAUUUUCCCCAUUCCUGAAAAAUUCUGCUGAAGCAGUAACUUGAUCUGGAAUGAGUGUAAUCUCAUUGGUAUUCUAAUGUUUGGGGAGUCCCUUGAGUGCUUUUGAGUUCAUGAGUCAUCCUAAAAUAGUCACGAUUAAAAUAAUUUUAAAGGUGCUAAUAAAAAUAAAAUAAUAAAGGCAGUGUUAAUUAACAAUAAUCAUGUUUUUGCAAAUCUUUGUUUUGGGAAUAAAUAACUCUUCUCUGCAAAAUAAGGUUAA